Zerene cesonia (dogface butterfly) is the source of this 1056-nucleotide messenger RNA. RefSeq lists its product as uncharacterized. NCBI's taxonomy places the organism in Eukaryota, Metazoa, Arthropoda, Insecta, Lepidoptera, Pieridae. The coding region runs from base 17 to 997 and encodes 326 amino acids. The transcript has 2 exons. The record is from RefSeq and is a predicted model, not a curated record.
UGCAAAGAACUAGUCUAUGUCCCUUCCUAUAGCGCGAGCGCUGCAAACACGUUGUAGCUCUCAGUCGGUUAGCAGCAUGCGCGCAGGCGUCGCGAUUUCUAUUCUUGCGGUCUCGGCAUGGUCCUGCAUCAUUCGCACACAUGCCCGCGAGUAUAAGAGUGCUAAAAACAUAAUACAAGAUGCAAUAACGUGUGCGAGUAACCUUGGAUUUUCGAAAUGUAUAACAGCGUACGGUGUUUGGAAGGCGGAACGUGCAUUGGAACCGCAAGCGUCUGAGCCUGGUUUUAGUUGGCGGAACUUUGUUAAUGUUUCAAAUGAUGAGCUUUACUCCAAGCUUUGUGGUGAUACCGAGAGGCUCCUUCGAUAUCGCUCCUUAUUUAUGGAAUUGAGUGAAGACUAUGCCAUUAGAUUGAAAUCUACCGAGAAUGCUUCGCUGAAUAUCGACAUAAUACAAAAUAGUGAUGUGGUCACGGGUCGCACAAGUAUGAAGAAAAUGACGAAAAUGUUCUAUCAAGCCUUACCGUUCUUGAUAUUUCCCGGACUUAUAAUGUCCGCUGUAUUACCAUUUUUCUUGCCAACGCUAAAAAUGGCUACUCUUGCUACAGUAAUGCUUAACAAUAUGGCCCUUACAGGAGCAGUAUUUACUCUCCUCAGAAACAAUGCAUUUAAUGAUCACAAAUAUCCCAAGAGAGUCAUCUAUGUAAAUGCAGGAUAUGAUGGAAGCUUUAAUCACCUUGCUGAGGGUUCAUCAGAUGACAUAGUAGCUGCUAAUUUUGAUACUCAAUACAGCACUGAAGUAACGCAUGACGUCAAAGACUAUCAUCUUAUUGGUGUAGAUCCAAACACUGGUAUUUCAUAUCCCUUCAAUGCAGAUUGGUUAAAAAAUUCUGCCAACGAAGUUAGUAAGGUUAAAAACGUGGAAAUCAUCGGUGAAGUCCCCAGCGUGAACGAUUGGACAAAACCUAACAUAAAAUGGAGAAAACAUAGCAAUAGAUAGCUUGCCAAUUUAAGUAAUUAUUCUUAUUAACUUGCCCUUAAAAUCUGUUUAAAUAAAUA